CUUACUUCCGGAUAGACAGACAGAUACUGGUCUUAUUGACAUUUUUUGUUUUUAGCGUUAAUUCCUUUUGUCGUGUAUUUCAGUGGUUAUGAACUCGCUUGUAGGAUACGUUGUCUCGUCUGAGUCAGAAGACGAGGAAAGGGGAGAGGAGAGUCGGAAGGAGUCCUUCAAAAAGGCAGAUGAUGCUGUGGAGGAAAAGAAAAGCCGUAAUUUCCUAUUGGAGUCCGAAUCACCUUCCAGUGAGUCUGAAUCUGGUCCAGAGAAUGAGGAUGAAGGCGAGGAGAUUGCCCACUCCUCUCCUGAACCCUUGCUGACCCCUUCCGUCCGCCCUCACACUCACAAGCUCCCGCCUCCGCCUCUGGGAGGCUCUGGCUCAGGUGGAGAUCACAUAGGCAGCAGUGUGUUUGCUAACCCAUUCAAAGACAUGGCAGAUGAGAGGCUGAAUGUCCUGCAGAAACACGUACCUCUUACUCUACAAGCUCACCCCACCCAGAUCGGUGGUAAACGGAUAUGUGUGGCAUACAGAAAGAAUGGCCGUUGCCGCUUUGGAAGCAGCUGCAAGUUUGCACAUGACAGUGAUUUGCAGAGUAACCGGGUGGUGACCUCUGACACUGAACCAAAAGACAAUGCCACUGCCGGUGUUGCUGGGACACAAGAUGACUCACUGGCUUCUUGUGAUGUUGACAAGGAGACAGGUGACGAUAAAAACAGUGAACAACGAAAAAAGAGGAGAGUGGGGGUCAAUGAUUCUCUCAUUCCACCGAAACGAGCCCUCAAGCUGUACGCCAGGCUCUCGCAUCCCUAA
This is a messenger RNA of Triplophysa rosa, 805 nucleotides long. RefSeq lists its product as uncharacterized. The transcript is spliced from 2 exons. The coding region runs from base 89 to 805 and encodes 238 amino acids. Gene Ontology annotation, molecular function: metal ion binding. The record is from RefSeq and is a predicted model, not a curated record. NCBI's taxonomy places the organism in Eukaryota, Metazoa, Chordata, Actinopteri, Cypriniformes, Nemacheilidae.